Molecule: messenger RNA, 1017 nt
Organism: Penicillium bovifimosum
Lineage: Eukaryota; Fungi; Ascomycota; Eurotiomycetes; Eurotiales; Aspergillaceae
Exons: 4
Coding region: 1-1017 (338 amino acids)
Molecular function (GO): oxidoreductase activity, acting on the CH-OH group of donors, NAD or NADP as acceptor
Source: RefSeq, a predicted model, not a curated record
AUGUUGUCGGCUCAUCCCGAAUGGAAGGACGUCCUGAUAUUUUCGGUCGUGCCCGACUUCACAAAUCCUGGGGCUUUUGAUGCCGUCUUCAAGGAAUACCCUGAAAUUGACUAUGUGAUACACGUGGCCGCACCUUUACUCGAUGAUCCUGGAAACACUGACUUUGUCGAACACUUUGAGAAGCCAUCCGUCCUUGGGAAUUCGGGUCUGCUAACAUCGGCACAUACACAUGGAAAGAAUGUCAAAGCUAUUGCCGUAACAGGGAGUCUCAACGCCAUUACAACGGGUGCGGCGGAAGACAUCAGCAGCCGUGUUCUUGGGAAUGAUCAAUGGCUACCCCUGGAUCGGGAGGAUGCUAUCAAGCUUCAAAAUAGCUUUAUUUCUUACUGUGUCGGGAAAAAAGUUGCUGAAAAGACAAUUUGGAAGUUCGUCGAAGAAACAAAGCCCUCGUUUACUGUGACAAAUUUUAUGCCGUUUCUCAUCUUCGGACCAAUGGUUCAAAAGGUGUCCAGUCUUAACAAGCUCAAUUUCAGCACCAACCAAAUCUACUCCAUCAUGAACAGCGCAAAGGACAAUGGCAAAGUCCCUGCAACAGCCUUCCCAGGAUCUAUUGAUGUCCGUGACCUUGCUGAAAUGCAUAUUGCGGCACUCACAAACCCAGCUGCUGCCAAUAAGCACUUUGUUGUUGGACAACCAAUGUCUUUCGACGAGAUAGCUGACAACCUUCGCAAAAUUCCUGAAUUGGAGGACCGCGUGGGAGAAAACAGUGGGAUUGUCGGCCCAGUGCCACGAUUUGGCGUUGAUGAAGCCAUUGAAACGUUAAUUAUUGACCAGAACCAGCUGUAUGUCGCCGGCGGGGAACUCUUGCGCCAGCCUCCGCUUUCACUUUUUAUCAUUACCGACAAAUGCACGCUUAGAGUUCCGGUUGUUGAAGGGGCACUCCCACGAUGCACAUUUGAGCCUGAAAUAUCCUCCAACAUCGCACCUGCGAAGAGCACAGAUGGUACACGGGUCUGA